Molecule: messenger RNA, 507 nt
Organism: Anisakis simplex (herring worm)
Lineage: Eukaryota; Metazoa; Nematoda; Chromadorea; Rhabditida; Anisakidae
Source: the annotation of a GenBank genome assembly
AUGAUGAUCACUGCAAUGAACAAUGACAAGAAUGCUAAAACCGCGAUGACUCCGAAUCCAGAAAUGGAUUCGGAUUCAUCGUGGAUUGAAAAAUGGAUGGAUAUGAAUGGAAUAUUCGAUCCAAACUGUGAUCAUUUAGCCUCAGAUAUUGAUUUACCUCUUCUUUGUGAGGUGAAUGUCGCUGACAGAAUCAAUAACAAUGCUAGCAAUAACAGCGCCAACAAUACGGAUAGUAACGAUAAGAAUGAUGAUUAUCAUGAUGAUAGUAAUGCUGAUCAGAUAAUUCCAACUAAUACAGUAUAUUCUCAAAUAUCACAUGGAUCACCACAACAGACGAAUUUGAUGACAAUGAUAAAUACACCUCCAUCAUCAAAUGAUACGAUCCAUAUGAAUUUUGAUCCACGUAACCAUAGCCCUUCAACAGUGCAAUGUUCACCUUCUUCAAUGGUUUGUUUACGGACAUGCUUAAUCGUUUUUUGUUUCUAUAAUUGUUGGCUUUCCAUCUGA